UGACGCUGUGUGCGCGAGGAAACGAACGGUCAUCUACUACUUUAAUGGUUGCUAAUAACCGCCGCCCAUGCCAUUCAGACCAUUCAGAUAUGUUCAGCUCUUCCGGUUAAGUAGCUUUACCGGCGAACUGCGUUCGUCAGCAAGUCCGUCCCGCCGUCUCAGACCGACAUUUCACAGCGGUCUUCCGUUACUCUUCGCCCGGAAACUCACGAUGCAAUCGAGUGGAAAUGUAACCAGCUUCAGCGGCUGCGACAAGGAGAGCUUGGGCGGAGAUGGCAAGCCAGGGCCGGGGCUGUUCAGCAACAUUCCUACUGUCACAACAGAAAACACGGGUCCUCCCUUAGAGAAGAAACGAUUGGGAAGCACGCUUGUCGUGAACGAGAGAAACUUGAGGACCCCAAGUCCUCUGUCUGGGGCCAACUUUGAUGAUGACUCGGAGGCAGAGUCUUUUCGGGAUGGGAGAACCGAGGAAGUCGACCGGGACACCAGGGUCAGGGCGUUCGCUUGGUGCCGGGACUUUCUGUCAGGGUCGUGGAAGACUAUCCAAGAGGAUGACUUUCAAAUCAGCAUCGUAAGUGGUGGACUGAGUAAUCUGCUGUACCUGUGUUGUUUGCCUGAACAUGUGCACUGUGUGGGAGAAGAACCUCGCCAGGUGCUCCUCAGAGUCUAUGGUGCCAUCUUACAGGGAGUGGACUCUCUGGUGCUGGAGAGCGUGAUGUUUGCCAUCCUGGCAGAGCGGACUCUAGGGCCAAAACUUUACGGCAUCUUCCCAGAGGGACGCUUAGAACAGUACCUUCCGAAUACCCGCAUGUGCACACAUCAACUUUCAGAUCCUGCCGUCUCAGCUGAGAUUGCCACCAAGUUGGCGCGUUUCCAUAACAUGAUUAUGCCCUUUAAUAAAGAGCCUAAGUGGCUGUUUGGGACCAUUGACAGAUACAUGGAUCAAGUGAUGAAGCUUAAUUUUGUACGGGAGGCACAUUUGAAGAAGUACAAGAAGCUUAUGAAGUUGGAUCUGCCUGCUGAGCUGGAGAGCCUCCGUGCAUUGCUGGCAGUGACUCCAUCGCCAGUGGUGUUUUGCCACAAUGACGUCCAGGAAGGUAAUAUUCUCAUACUGGAAGACAAGGACCACUCCUCAACAGAACAACUCAUGCUGAUAGACUUUGAAUACAGCAGUUACAAUUACAGGGGUUUUGACUUUGGGAACCAUUUCUGUGAGUGGAUGUACGAUUACACCUACAACCAGUGGCCUUUCUACAAAGCCACACCAGAGAACUACCCCACCAGGGAGCAGCAGCUUCAUUUUAUAAGGCAUUAUUUGGCAGAACAGAGGAACAAAACAGAACAGAACUCUGAUAUUACCGUGGACCAGAAACAGAUCGAAGAGGACAUGAUAAUAGAAGCAAACAGAUAUGCAUUAGCGUCUCACUUCCUCUGGGGGUUGUGGUCCAUCAUUCAAGCCAAGAUAUCCAAGAUUGAGUUUGGAUACAUGGACUAUGCCCAGUGUCGUUUUGAUGCCUACUUCAAGCAAAAAAAGCUCUUCUCCUGAAUUCCACCAUGUUCAUCAGAAUGUACUGUCUCAUUUUGUUGUCCUUAUCAUUGUUCAAGCCUGUCUCAUGUUUCUGUUAUGAUGAUUUUUUUCAUCUAUGUGUUAGUGGAACUCCAGCUCUAUGCAGCUCUGCCUAUGACAAGUAUUGACUUGUGAAAGGUAGAAAUUUACAUUUUAAGACUGCACACACAGUUUAGACUUUCAGGCAAUCCAUUAUACAUACUUAUCCCUAUAGUGUGAAAUUUUGUUUGGGCAGAUAUAGCUCUAUAGCACUGAAUGUUGUUUAUCAUUUAAGGGGCUCAGACAAUGUGAUGUUCAGUUAUUUUAUUUUAUCACCCAUUUUUAGAUGCACUUCACUUCUCUGGACCAUUUUUUUAACACUGACAUUGUUAAUUCUUUAGCUGUGCUCUCUGAGCAUGUCAGUGAUGGACAAUCCUGGUUACCAGAGAAUUCAUGUCUUUUCAUUUCAGACUGUAAAUCUUACUGUAAUAGUGAUUUUGGUAUAUUAAACCAAUAGUGUUGAGUUCAGUGUGGAAAGCCUUUGUAUAACUCUUUGGUUUAGUGUUUUUAGUCAUUCUACCUCUCUUCUUUCUUCUGAUGAUCAUUCUGCAUUCAGGUGUAUAGACCUGUUUCAUAAGGACUGACUGUAAAGGCAUCCUGUGAGGGAAGAAGCAAACUGAAUAUUCUCACUCCCUUUACUCCCUUCCACUUCACUCUCAGCUAUUCCAAAUGUUAACUGUCUCGUCUGUCACAGGCAGUUUUACUGCAGAAUAUGAAGUUAAAAGCUUACCUAUAUUCAUCAAAUUGUCGCAAGGGCUAUUUUAUACAGUAUCACUGUAGUCAAUACAAUAGUUAGUAAAAUAGUUAAUCUCGCCAUUAGAACUUAUAAUACAUUUAAUACAUUUAAGUCUGUAAAAUUGGAUGUUUGUUAUUAACUGUACAUCUCUGCUGCACGUUUAACUCUCUGCCCAUAUUUAAUUCAGACGGGAUUACCUCUGGUCAUCUAUGUAUCGUUCUUUGUUGAUGUCAGUCAUAUUAUUCAGAGUUUUGUUUUUUUCUUAGUUUUUUGGUUUGGUUUUCUUUGCCAAGAAUAAUAACUUUUACUGAUUGCCUACAUUAGAGCUAACAAUAAUUAAAAUCUAUGUUGAUAAAGUCA
Messenger RNA from Toxotes jaculatrix (banded archerfish), 2702 nucleotides. It is a transcript of the gene chkb, whose product is annotated as choline kinase beta. Gene Ontology annotation, cellular component: cytoplasm. NCBI's taxonomy places the organism in Eukaryota, Metazoa, Chordata, Actinopteri, Toxotidae. The record is from RefSeq and is a predicted model, not a curated record. Gene Ontology annotation, biological process: CDP-choline pathway; phosphatidylethanolamine biosynthetic process. The transcript is spliced from 11 exons. Gene Ontology annotation, molecular function: choline kinase activity; ethanolamine kinase activity. The coding region runs from base 68 to 1546 and encodes 492 amino acids.